This is a messenger RNA of Hyalella azteca, 738 nucleotides long. RefSeq lists its product as uncharacterized. The record is from RefSeq and is a predicted model, not a curated record. The transcript is spliced from 5 exons. NCBI's taxonomy places the organism in Eukaryota, Metazoa, Arthropoda, Malacostraca, Amphipoda, Hyalellidae. The coding region runs from base 187 to 738 and encodes 183 amino acids. Gene Ontology annotation, molecular function: protein binding.
UUUGAGUGUGGCGACGGCAGAUGCAUCCACAAUCGUUGGGAAUGCGACGGCAGGAACAACAACUGCGGGGACUGGAGUGAUGAGAAGCAUUCCGACGUCCCCCGCUUGACUGUCACGCCGGCCGUGACCUCCGCCAGCGCUUCUUGGCCGUGGCGGACUGAGCAAUUUUUCAACGUAACUCUGGCGAUGAAAUCAAGAGAAGACUGUGACCCAAUUAAACCCGAAGAUGUUCAACAUGAGCGCAUACAGCUAGGGCUGCAGCAAAGGCGCAUGCAAGCAUACGUGACGCAGCUGCAGGCGUACACUGAGUACGAGGUGUGCGUGUACGCAUACAACGGGGGAGGAGGAGGGAGCAAAAAGUGCAAAGUGUUCCAGACCCUCCCGCGCGAUGCUCCUGGGCCUGUGGAGGAGUUGACCUCUUCCUCAACGUCCACUUCCAUCAGCCUGCGGUGGAGGAAACCUUGUCCUCCCAUGGCCGCCAUCAGGGGCUACCGUGUCAAGGUGGCUAGACUCCAAGAUGGGGCUAGAGUCAAGGUGGCUAGAGUCACUCACUACGUCCAAGCAUCGGAGUGCAGCGACAGCGCAGCCCACUUCUGCCACACCAUCAAGGAACUACAACCUGAACGCACGUACAACAUUGAGGUCAGGCUCAGUCUCUACUGCUUCAUAGAGACGGGGCUAAAACAUAAGAAGUUCGUGUCCGACAUCUUGACGUCGACCAAGGCAGAAGAUGACUAA